This is a messenger RNA of Plenodomus lingam JN3, 672 nucleotides long. RefSeq lists its product as uncharacterized. NCBI's taxonomy places the organism in Eukaryota, Fungi, Ascomycota, Dothideomycetes, Pleosporales, Leptosphaeriaceae. The record is from RefSeq and is a predicted model, not a curated record.
AUGGGGACUACGUGGUAUGCUAUAGGCUGCUUCUCAGAGUGGACCGUGUGCAAUGGAAGUGCCUUUCUUUGCCAAUACAACACUAGUCCGGCGAGCUCUACACAUGCCACACCCUCACCAAUUGUGUUUGUCCCAUGGCCAUUAUACUCGUGGCACACGCACACAUCCACAUGUCUGUUGUCUCACUUUGUCCCAGUCGAGGACAUGUUCUCGUUGCAAAAGCAACAUCGCGCCGCUUCCGAGCUUCCCGGCCAUCAAUACGGGAUACAGCGAGGCCAUCGCAUAAUUCGGAACGGCGUGUUGAACAAGCGGAAUGAAACCAUCAACGUCAAAAGGGAGAAGGAUAGUCUCUCGUUGUCAGAGAGUUGGGAUGUUCAAGUGGUCAAAGUACGCAGAGAGGGGAGUGAAGAUGAUCACACCACCAUUGCCACCACCUUGCGCGCUCCGCUGUCCCGUGGGCUCGACAGGACAUGGAAGACGCCGGCGUACGGUCGGAGAAUACAAGGAAGAGCUGCGGAAACAAAAGAGCGACGUGAUGAAAAAGAAACGUUUACGCCUUGGCAAAAAGCUGCAACAUCUUCUGAAUUUUGCAGAUCAAAGGGACAGCAGCAACAAGGCACGACUGAGAGACAUUUCGGCGGUGAGGCCGCCUUCUUACCAAGCCCUUACUGA